AUGGAAGACACUAGGUUCAUCCUCCCUCUCAUGGUUGUGAUGCUCUUGCAUAAUUUGGUGCCUAGUUUUUCGAUGGAAUCACCCAACAUCACCACUGAUCGAUUGGCUCUCCUUGCCCUGAAAGCCUAUGUCACUCGAGACCCUCAAAAUGUUUUUGGCAACCAAACUGGUCCGCUGCCACCUCUGUCUGCCAAUUGGAUUGGUGAAACCAUCCCACCAAUCUUGGGAAAUCUGUCUUUUCUUACUUCGCUCAACAUUAGAAAUAACAGUUUUCAUGCCUCAUUACCAAUCGAAUUGGUCAAUUUGCGUCGGUUGAAAUUAAUAGAUAUUGGUAGCAACAGCUUCAGUGGAGAAAUCCCAUCAUGGUUUGGCUCCUUCCCUGAACUUCAAAGCUUGUUUCUGUACGGUAACAACUUCACUGGUGUUAUCCCAUCUUCUUUGGGCGAUUUGUCAAAGCUAGAGAAGUUGGUCCUAUAUAACAAUAGUCUUGGAAGGGCAGAUUUCUAA
Messenger RNA from Durio zibethinus, 507 nucleotides. The record is from RefSeq and is a predicted model, not a curated record. Lineage: Eukaryota; Viridiplantae; Streptophyta; Magnoliopsida; Malvales; Malvaceae.